GGUUUUUGUGAAUAGAAGUCUAGCCAUGGAAAAAAUAAAGUGCUUUGGAUUUGAUAUGGAUUAUACCUUAGCUGGAGAGUCCAGUGUAACUCCUUCAAGACUGGAGUGACACUCUGCAUCUGCCUCUGCCUCAUUAUUUCAGGUGGGAUUUCCUCAUCAGUGUUUUCUGCAGUUUUCUUGGCAAGAUUUCAGACGUGGUUUGCCAUUGCCUUCUUCCUAGGGCUGAGAGGAGUGACUGGCCCAAGGUCACCCAGCUGGCUUUGAUAAAUAAAUCAAUAAAUAAAAUCUCUGUGCAGGCAAAUAAUAAAUCAGUGAAUGAAGUGCUUACUCCUUUCUAUAUAUCUCAGAGUGUAUAAAUCUCCAGAAUAUGAAUCCCUUGGAUUUGACCUGACAGUUGAACGGUUAGUUUCAAUUGGAUAUCCUCAAGAGCUGCUUAGUUUUGUCUAUGAUCCUACAUUCCCUACCAGAGGCCUGGUAUUUGAUUCUCUUUAUGGAAACCUGUUAAAAGUUGAUGCCUAUGGGAACAUCCUAGUGUGUGCACAUGGCUUUAACUUUAUGAGAGGGCCAGAAAUACGAGAACAGUAUCCUAAUAAAUUCAUUCAGAGAGAUGAUACUGACAGGUUUUACAUUUUAAACACACUGUUCAACUUACCAGAGACCUAUCUGUUGGCUUGUCUGAUUGACUUUUUUACUAACUGCGACAGAUAUUCAAGCUGUGAAACAGGAUUUAAAGAGGGAGACCUCUUCAUGUCCUUCAGGAGUAUGUUCCAGGAUGUGAGAGAUGCUGUGGACUGGGUUCAUUAUAAGGGCUCACUCAAGGAGAAGACAGUUGAGAAUCUACAAAAGUAUGUGGUGAAAGAUGGAAAGCUUCCACUGCUGUUGAGUCGCAUGAAUGAGGUGGGGAAGGUGUUUCUUGCCACAAACAGCGAUUAUAAAUACACUGAUAAAAUUAUGACAUACCUAUUUGAUUUUCCACAUGGACCAAAGCCGGGUAGCUCUCAUCGACCAUGGCAGUCCUAUUUUGAUCUUAUCCUUGUAGAUGCACGCAAGCCUCUUUUUUUUGGAGAAGGCACAGUCUUGAGGCAGGUGGAUACAGUUACUGGCAAGUUGAAAAUUGGAACCUACACAGGUCCUUUGCAGCAUGGUAUUGUCUACUCUGGAGGCUCCUCUGAUACAAUUUGUGAUCUCCUGGGAGCCAAAGGCAAAGACAUCUUAUAUAUAGGUGACCAUAUAUUUGGAGACAUUCUGAAGUCCAAAAAACGCCAAGGUUGGAGAACCUUUUUAGUGAUUCCAGAACUGGCACAGGAACUUCAUGUCUGGACAGACAAAAGCUGCCUUUUUGAAGAACUUCAGAGUCUAGACAUCUUCUUGGCUGAACUAUACAAGCAUUUGGAUAGUAGCAGCAAUGAGCGUCCCGAUAUCAGCUCCAUCCAGAGGCGUAUUAAGAAAGUGACUCAUGACAUGGAUAUGUGCUAUGGGAUGAUGGGAAGUCUGUUCCGAAGUGGUUCCCGACAAACACUUUUUGCUAGUCAAGUGAUGCGGUAUGCAGAUCUCUAUGCAGCAUCAUUCAUCAACCUCUUAUACUAUCCUUUCAGUUACCUCUUCAGAGCUGCCCAUGUGCUGAUGCCACACGAGUCAACAGUGGAGCACACCCAUGUGGAUAUCAAUGAGAUUGAAUCCCCAAUGGCUACCCGUAACCGCACUUCAGUGGACUUCAAAGAUUCCGACAAACGACAUCAGCUCACCCGAUCUGUUAGUGAGAUUAAACCACCCAAUCUCUUCCCUCAAACACCCCAAGAGAUCACACAUUGCCAUGAUGAGGAUGAUGAUGAGGAGGAAGAGGAAGAAGAGGAAGAAUAGAAAAUACUCACUUGCAUAAAAUGUGGCUAUAGCAGGAAUUGGCAGGAACUGAUCCCCAGGUGGGGAUAACAAGCAAACAAACAAACAAACUCCUAUCAGGAGCCCUUUAUCUUUAGCAAGCUUAUUUCUUGCAGACCUAUUCCAAACAUACAAAGAAUAUGCUGGCUGAAUUAAGACCACAUAUAGAUAGCCCAAAUGCAUUGCCCCCACACGUAGAACAUGGAAAGGAGGGAUUGUUCGUGUAUUCUUUCUUUCUCUACUGAUGCAUUUCAUGAAAAUGGUCUCUCAGGCAGGAAGGCUUCCAUGACCUGCAGUAAUCACAGCAAUCAUUGUUCUUUGACCCUUUAGGAGAGCGCCACCUAAUGCUGUAUGCAUAAAAAUGGGAGUGUUUUCAGGGUUCAGUCCAUUUGGUCAAGCACAGGCUUCUGGCCUCACUCUACUGCUAUUCAGCUUCUGCUCGUUUUUGUACUUUUAUGAUUUAAGAAAUGAUAUCAUAUCAUCUGUUCUUGGAUGUCUGAUAGGUAGUUUUCUGUGGCUGAAAUUUGAAAGCUUUUAUCAUUCUGAUAGAGGCAUGCGAUGCCUGUGUUCUGGGACCCUCUAAAACAGGUCCUUAUGCCAUGUGCUUGUUCUUUGCCCUGAAUAUAUCUACUAAGGAGAUCUAUGCUUUUUAUGCUCAAUUUUAUGGGAAAAGGAGGUUAUUUUGUCUGUUAGCAUGGCCUUAAGGAAAAUAAACGCUAGUACAGCCCAGACAAGGAAAAUUACAACCGAAAAAAGAAAGUUUCACUUGCACCUCUUUUUAUUACCUUAAUAUUGCUAGAACCAUAGACUCUGUGUCAGAGUGAGAUUCUGUUGUUUAGCUAGCAGCCACUCAUCUCACUCCUGAGUUGGAACAUGUGGCGGCAGAUGGUUCCAGAGCCUUAACAUGAAAGAACGCCUUCAACAGGGUGUCCUUAUUGGGCCACUGUGUUUUUACCUCCAUUCCAAGAAUGAGAAUCAAUGAAGGUCUGCUUCUUAAUAUUUGUAAAUGGCUCUGAGGGCCUGGCUUGUUGUCCUAUUAAUCAGUUCGGGCUGUUCAAAAUUAAAACACAUUUCCUGCUAAAUUACUCUCUAGUGCAAGGCUGUCUGGGUUUCUUUUUCAUAUACAUAAGCAGUUUCCUGAAGUGUAACAUAUCUCUUACCAUUCUGUGCCAUUGGUGUAUAGAAGACAGAAAAGAGGCCCUAUUUUAAAAUAUUCGAUUUUUUUAUUUUGAAUCAUUUGAUAGUAAUUAUAUUCCAUUAUUAAACACAGUGAAUUGCAAAUCAGCAGGAUAAGCUGAUACUGCUCUGACAGAUCUGCAAAUAAAAAAAUUAUAUUUCAUAAGAAGCAGCUUUCACGUGUUUCUGAAAAGAUGCAAAAAAGAUGGAUCCAUCAGUGUUAGACUGGCUAACCAAAAGAUUUACAAGCAAGUUUAAAGAUAUUACAUGAAUAAUAUCUAAUCCAAGGAUAAUAACCAUUAUGAAAAGGACAGAUGUUUUGAGAAAUGUAGAGGAAUUCUGGGAAAUUUAACUCCCAGUAUCUAUACCUGACUACAUUCUGCUGUACCCUGGUAGCAAUAGUAGACAAUUUGGACUUUGUCCAGAGAUUGAGGUUAGUCUUGGAAUGGAGAUGAAUACCUGCAGCAUAAUGAGCUAUGUAUUAUCAGUGUACUCAGAAUUGGAAGAGACUGCCUAUAGGCAACAGAUCAAGGUGGUCUCAGAUUUCCAACAACCCAAUCUUAACCAAUUACAUUCCCCACUGUUUUUUCCUGUUCCAUGUUAUUGUGGAUUGCUGCCUUGUGAACAAGCACUUAGUUGCCCCGUCAGUAAUUUCAUCAUGAUGUUGCAGUCAUCUUGUCUUAGUUUGGAAAAAAGAGCUUUUAACUGCUCUGGUGGUAAGUAUAGUCAGUUCAACUACUACUUUUAUUUCUGAAAGAUAUUAUUUACAAUGGUAGGCAAGCAUUUCCAGCAUCCCACUCAGAUUGUUCUUAACACUUGGACACGAAGGAAGAUUAUCAAAAAGUGGGGAAAUGCUGGAAAGUGGGAUUUGUGUCCAGUAGUAUCACAUACAGCAAAAUAAUUUAGAUCUUCCAGAGCAGAUUUGAGAGACUAAGAGUAGAAAAAGAAAAAAAAAUCCCAUUGUGGCAAUGGAGGCUAAGUCCUGUAACUCUAAACAUAACCCAUUGUUUGUUCUGGUCUUAAAUAUAACUUAUGCCUAUAGAUUCCAUCAAUAAAUCUGGAUGCAAGUUUUUCUGGUUGCCCAGAAAAACAGCUGCAGCGAAAAUGGUCAUUGCAUCAAACAAACCCUUCAUUGAAUGGUUAGGGUCCUAUUUUGUUUCACUGGUACAGAGAUGAUUGAUUGACAUAUCACCAUGCCAUUGCAGUCACAUGAGAGCAGUAGAAUUGAAGUGCAAAUCAAGAAAAUUAGGCACAUUUUCUAAUAUUAUAUGUAGUUGUCACUAAGCAUCAUGUCCUAUUUUUUGUAUUCUUUCUCCAGUAAGAAGACUGUAUUAUUGUAUUAGUUUUCACUUUCUUUUAGGAGAAACCAGGAAACAAAAUCUGUUUAAAGGGCUCUUACUUUGUAGCACAAAUUCAGCCAGCAGCUUUUCUGUUAAAGCCACUUUAAGUACUAGACAUGGUAUGGGUGAGGUGUAUUUAAAUCCCUAUUUGGCUAGAGAGUUCACCAGACACCAUGAGCCAAUCACAUGCAAACACAUUUUAAAUUACCCCAAAGACUGGUUGUGAGGAUAGAAAAAGAAAAUACAUUGUAGGGAGCUCUAAAAUGUAUUUACAAGUUAGACAAAAUCCUAUGGAGCUGUCAGAGUCAUAUUCUGAAUUUCAGAAUGACACAAAAAGAGGCCUUUGGCAGUAUGAAGACCUUUUUUACCUUUGUUAUCCACUGAGAUAAUUUAAUGUUUGGCUGCUUUAUUUGAAUGUUGAACCCUACUAACAUUCAAGGAUGACUGGCUUAAAGUUGAGAAGGAGUCAUUGUUCUUUGGUAUCUUAUAAAGGAAAAAAAACACUAAAAUGUACAGAAAAGUAUAUGGUUUAUAUCCAUUAGAUGAAAUUUAAGCUUUAAAUGAAUACUGCAGGCAUUUUUAUCCAGAUUAAAAAUAAAACAUAGUAUAUGUCCUUAUAUAGGAAAAGAAAAUCCACCACCAGCGUGUUCAGUACAUAGUAACAAGGCACCUAAAAUUGGGCACCAAAAUUUUCCAUGAAUACUAGAAAUAAUAUCACACUAGGAGGGAGGAAGGAAAAAUUGGAGGGCCAACUAGUUGUUCUUAAUUUCAUCCCGUACGUUUUUUUAAAAAGUGUUUUUCUUCUACCUGAAAAAAAAUACCAGCAUAAUGUUCUCUCCUUUUCUAGCUGGUGACUGUGACCAUUAACAAGACUGCAAGUAACCAUUCAUGAACAACAAAGUCAAAUCCUGACCAAAGACUUGCGGAAGUCACACAUUCCUUCGGAAGAAGCCUUCCAUUUUCCCUGGAAGCUACUUUUAGAAAAUUACCAUCUUGUCCUCUUAUAAAAAAAAGAUGAUGCAUGGAAUGGGAAAAAGCCACUUAAAACAAAGAAAGGUCAACAAGAAAAACACAUUUAUCUAACAGAAAUAAACUGCUUUUCAAUAAAAUCGCAAAAUAUACAGAUAAAUCAAGUUCAAAAUAAAUAGAAUAAAUUGUCAACA
Candoia aspera is the source of this 5557-nucleotide messenger RNA. It is a transcript of the gene NT5C2, whose product is annotated as 5'-nucleotidase, cytosolic II. Gene Ontology annotation, biological process: IMP metabolic process; adenosine metabolic process. The transcript is spliced from 18 exons. The record is from RefSeq and is a predicted model, not a curated record. NCBI's taxonomy places the organism in Eukaryota, Metazoa, Chordata, Lepidosauria, Squamata, Candoiidae. Gene Ontology annotation, molecular function: 5'-nucleotidase activity. Bases 316 to 1860 code for a protein of 514 amino acids.